Sporothrix schenckii 1099-18 is the source of this 1740-nucleotide messenger RNA. Its product is annotated as kinetochore protein Mis13/DSN1. Gene Ontology annotation, cellular component: MIS12/MIND type complex. The record is from RefSeq and is a predicted model, not a curated record. Gene Ontology annotation, biological process: mitotic sister chromatid segregation; cell division. The coding region runs from base 1 to 1740 and encodes 579 amino acids. The transcript has 3 exons. Lineage: Eukaryota; Fungi; Ascomycota; Sordariomycetes; Ophiostomatales; Ophiostomataceae.
AUGACGACCCUCGUACGCACCCGUCUACCGCUUCAGGACUUGAGCAUGAGCAACCAGGCCAGCCGCCGCAGCAGCAAACGCAUUGCUGCUACCUCUGUGUACGAUGAGCAGGAUGGCGACUUUACAUUCACACGCGGCUCCAAGCGGGCCAAGACGACAGCUGCGCCGGAGCUGGCCGCACCAGCAGCAGAGAAGAAGAGCAGACAGAGCACAGGACGGAGGCGCGGCGCCAUCCCCGCAUCACCACCGUUGACAACACGGUCGUCCACCACCUCGCCACAACAAGUAGAGCCCCAGUCAAAACCGGUCGCGUCGACACGGCGACCCGGGCGGCCGCCAAAAGCCGCCAAGACAUUACCACCGCCGGUCGAUGAAGACGAAGAAGACGAGAUUUCUGCGCGGCCCGCGCCAGCAGCCAAGUCGAAGCGGAGGACACGUACAUCGUCUGAGCGGGUCGAAGAGCCAGUACCACCGCCAGCGCCAGUACCACCAGCACCACGCGGUGCUUCCAGUGGCCGGGGACGCAAACCGCGUGGGAGCACAGCCAAGCGGCGAGAACCCGAAGUGGCGGGCGGGGACAACGGUGAUGACGACGAUGUUGCUGUUGUAGACAGCGCCGACACGAGCAACGACAACACGAACGACAUGAGCAGGACCCCACCAAGCGAGAGUGUGCAUCACCAGACGAUCGCGCUGCCGUUUAGCGACACGCCCAUCAUCAACCGCAACAAGGAGCUCCGGCGGAAAACCGGGCAGCGGCGCAGCAGUGUGGGCAUGCGUGGACGGCGCGCGAGCUCGCUGAUUGACAACGGACACAGCGCGCUGCCGCACCGCGAGGUCGACGCAGCCGAAUUCUACAAGCACAUUGAGGCGGAGGGGCUGCCGGAGCCGCGGCGGAUGCGGCAGCUGCUCAUGUGGUGUGGCGAGCGGGCGUUGUCAGAGAAGCCGCCGCACGGCUCGGCCAACUCGAGUGCGCUCUUGGGUGCCCGCGCAAUACAAGAUCAGUUGCUGAAGGACUUUGCAAACCGGGCGGAGUUCUCCAACUGGUUCGGUCGCGAUGAGCUGCCCGACGACGAGGCCCAGAAGCCCAAGAAGCCCGUAGUACUCAAGCCGAAUCCGCGCAACAUUGAGCACGAGGAGAAGAUUGCCGAGCUCGAGGCGAGGAUCAAGAGGUGCGUCAAAUGGAUGGAAGGCGGAAGGGCUGGGGCCAAGCAAUCUGAAUUUGCCAAACUAACAACACCCUGCAGGUUAAAAGAGGAAAAGAAAAAAUGGAUGUCGAUGGCAAAGCCAACGCUCGACUUGCAGCCCUUGUACGCGGCCGACGCCAGCCCCGCCGAUCUCGCCAAGGUGCCACCACUACCCGACGAGAGCCUUCUCGACCCGGAGGAGGCAAAGAUGCUGCAGGCCGUCCUGCCACGGCAACAGCAAUCAGAAGCAGAAGCAACCUCGGACGCAGCCGCUUUCCGGGCCCAAAUACAAGAGCGCGUCGGGCAUUUACGAACAGCGGCGGCGUUCCAGGUCGACCACCUGGCAGCCAACGUGCACGUUUUAGACCAACGGGUGGCUGUGGCGGGGCGGGAGGCGGACCUGCUGUUGCGACUGGGUGCAGCGCGGCUCAAGGCACGCGAAGACCGCGAGAAGGCGGCCGUGGGCACGCGGGAGAUGCCGGUGAUGGAAGUGCUGCGGAGUCUAGGCAGGAUCCUGCCGGAAGACAGCGGAGGUGGGAGCAGUGGCAGUUGA